GUCAGAACAUUCAGCCGACAUAUUCCGAAUGCUUGCGAGUUGCUUAUUUUCCCAAUACAAACGAUGCUCCAAUAAAAAAUCGUUUUGCAUUGCGUUUCUAUAAAUAAAAGAGAUUUCCUACUCGGGAUUCCACGGAUGAUCAGGCUGGAAAAAAAAAACUUUGGGCUUGUAGUUUAUGAGUUAAACCAAUUUAGCACUUCACAAAUAUAAUUUUAGGCUACGUGAAAUAUGAAUUAUAGUUGAUGAAUUUCUUUAAUAGAGGAGUUAUAUAGUUUAGUGAUAGUGACAGUUCAAAGUUCAAGGUACGUCUGAAAAAUGUUUUCCAUGUUAACGAGGAUGACAACUGGCUGCCAUGUGGGUAUGAGACUGGCAUCUUCACACAUUGGCGGCAAGCUUUUGGGAAAAGUCGCCAUAAUAACAGCAUCCACUGAUGGAAUUGGAUUUGCGGCUGCAAGAAGACUGGCACAAGAUGGCGCUAAGGUGAUGAUUAGCAGCAGGAAGCAGAAAAACGUUCACGCGGCCGUUAGGAAACUGAAAAACGAACAUCUGAACGUAGCUGGUGUGACGUGUCACGUGGGGCAUGCGGAGGACAGAUCAACCUUAUUUAAAGAGACACUCGAGCAGUUUGGUGGUAUAGAUAUUUUAGUGUCAAACGCUGCAGUGAAUCCCGUGUUUGGACCAAUUUUAGAUACGCCGAGCGACCAACCUGACAAGAUAUUUGAGAUCAAUGUGAAAAGCUCGUUCUUGUUAUGUAAAGAAGUUGUUCCUCACAUGGAGGCGAGAGGAUCUGGGUCAGUUAUACUGAUCAGUUCGAUUGCAGCCUAUGCCCCGAUGCAUUUAUUAGGGGCAUAUUCAGUGAGUAAAACUGCGUUGAUAGGACUCAGAAAGGCACUAGCUCCAAGCCUUGCAGAUCUUAACAUUCGGAUAAAUGUCAUUGCUCCUGGAAUCAUCAAAACCAAAUUCAGUGAAGCGCUGUGGAAGAAUGAGACGACCCGGGAACUGGCAGAAAGUACCGUACUGAUGAAGAGGAUCGGAACACCUGAAGAGUGUGAUGGUAUCGUUUCCUUCCUCGCUUCCGAUGAUGCCUCCUACAUCACAGGGGAGACAAUUCUAAUAACUGGUGGAAUGCAAGCACGGCUAUAGACAGCACAGAGUUGUGUUGACUUUGGUGUUACAUCUGUGAAUAACAAGAGUAUAUCACACUUAACAAUGAUACUAAUCUAGUGAAAUAAACUUCACAUCAGUUCAUAGUGAUCAUAUGAUUGAUUAUAUGGUAUAAUUUUCCCAGUCUAUAGCACAGGCCUACGGUAUUAAGAACUUGAUUUUUGAAUGUCACCAGAUGUAAAAUUCAGUGUUGUCAAAUGAAGACUUAUCUACAAAUUUAAGUACUGCAUGACAAUAUUCUUCAACAGACGAUUGGAUAACCCUUGUGAUUGCAAAAGAAUAAAAACAAAUCCAGCCAAUAUUUUUUAAGCAAACAUAUUUUCUAAUUUUCAUGUUAAAAAAAAAGAAAAGUAUUUCACAGUUCAGCCAGCAGUUUUUUGGUUUACCUUACAUUUUAGAAAAACAUUCUUUGAUAAAGGAUGGAUAAAAAUAAAAGAUUGAAACGUGGUUGUUUUUAAAAGUGACAGACCCUAAUUUUUAAACAUUACUGCAUAUUUAUCACUA
This is a messenger RNA of Gigantopelta aegis, 1668 nucleotides long. RefSeq names its product dehydrogenase/reductase SDR family member 4-like. The transcript is spliced from 10 exons. Gene Ontology annotation, molecular function: carbonyl reductase (NADPH) activity. Lineage: Eukaryota; Metazoa; Mollusca; Gastropoda; Neomphalida; Peltospiridae. The record is from RefSeq and is a predicted model, not a curated record. Bases 316 to 1143 code for a protein of 275 amino acids.